AUGCGCGAUGUUCUGUUCCAGCUUGGGCCGGCCUACACGAUCCUGCUCAUCGCAAGCGUAUGUAUGGCUGCGCUAUGCUACACCCGAAUUCGCACGGUCAUCGCGUACCGUCGUGCGGUAGCAGUCUCCAAGGAUGGCGUUGUACCCUCACCACUGAUCCCAUACUCUAUCCCAUGGUUUGGCCACACUUUGCGAUUCCUCGAGAAAGGACCGGAUCGAUGGUACCAUCGCCAAACACUGCACCCUCUUCAUGGCGUCUAUUCGAUGGUCAUAGGCGGCCAGAGGACUCACAUUGUCAGCAAUCCGACAGCUACGAGACAUCUGUUCCGUCAUGCAUAUACCAAAGGACUCAGCAGGGAGGCUUUCGUCCGUGACCUUUUGGUCAAAUGUCUGUUGGUGUCCCCAAACGACACCUCGGUUAUUAAUACAGGUAACGGAAGAAAGAACCAAGAAGAUGUGUUUCACAAGUACCUGGCACGGCAGGAAUCCGUGAAUGAGCUCACAUCGACGUUUUCGACUCUCUUGAUGCGAUCCUACGAAGCCGUUCCAGAUCGGCUCGACAAUGGAUUGGAGAAUGUUCUGCUGUACCAUUGGAUCCGGAAACAGAUCUUUUCCACAUCGUUGAAGACUUUCUUCGGUGGAGAGCUUGUGAAGAUCUAUCCCCAGAUCUGUGAUGACAUAUUCCACUUCGACGAAGACUUGUGCACCUUCUUCUUUGACUUUCCGCGGAUCUUCAACCGUGCUGCUUGGACUCGCCGACGGCGUAUGCUGGACAGUCUCAUGAGGUGGGAUGCCCACAUCCACAAGUUCGGCAAAAGAGCGACCCAAGACCCUGCAGAUUCGGAUUCCUGGGAUCCAAUACUUGGGUCUCGGUUCAACAAGGCCAGAAUGCAGCUUUAUGAUGACUUCAAUCUUUCSAUGCAAUCAAGAGCGGGCAUGAAUCUCUCCAUCAUGUUUGCAUUGGCCAGCAAUGUUGUUCCGGCAAUCGCUUGGGUCAUGUUUCAUCUUCUCGCUGGACCGAAUAGCGGCAAUCUCCUAAGCAAAGUGCAAGAAGAAUUGAACAUGGCGACAAAGCCAGACGGAUCCCUCGACGUGUCAGCGCUGCUCUCAGGCACGCCGAUGCUGCAAAGCAUGUGGACGGAAGUUCUGAGGCAUUAUUGUGACAACAUGAUCAUGCGAGAGGUCGUCGAAGAUACUGUCAUCCCACUAGAUGACCAGGGAAUUAGAUAUUUUCAAGUUCAGAAGGGUAAUAUGGUUAUAUCUCCUUGUUGGGUUCCUCAGCACGAAGCUAAGAACUGGAAGAACGAUGAGCUUCGGCAACAACCAGAUUCAUUCGUCCCGGACCGCUUCGUCGGGGAGCAUCUCGACAGUGCAAAGGCCAAUGCGCUGGCCGGAGUGCCUAAUACGAAAAUGUAUCCCUUUGGAGGAGGAAAGUCCAUUUGUGCCGGCCGAUUGUUCGCCAAAGAGGAAGCGAUAAUUGCCAUCGCACAGACACUCUCGACGUUCGACUUCACAGUCCAUGGGUUUGUCGAUGGGAAUGGGAAGCCGAGGGAUGAAUUUCCGGGACUCAAGCCAUCUCUGCCUGGCGUGGUUGUAUAUGCUCCUGACGGCGACUUGUUAGUUACAAUUCGAAGGCGAGUGCCCAUGGCGUAA
Molecule: messenger RNA, 1653 nt
Organism: Ramularia collo-cygni
Lineage: Eukaryota; Fungi; Ascomycota; Dothideomycetes; Mycosphaerellales; Mycosphaerellaceae
Exons: 2
Coding region: 1-1653 (550 amino acids)
Molecular function (GO): iron ion binding; heme binding; steroid hydroxylase activity
Source: RefSeq, a predicted model, not a curated record